AUGUAAAUAUGUAAACAUAACAUACUAUUUAUUUAUUGUUAAGUUGAAUUGGUUUAUGAGGAUCAAGCAAACAAGGACUUAUGGAAAUAAGCAUUUUUAUAUUAUUAUUAACGAGGAUCCUGAGUGAAGUUAAAUGUUAUGCCUCUUGUGAUAAUUAGUGCAAACCCUUUAUAAGUUAUAAAAGAUAAUUUUAAUUUUAUUAAAUAAAAUAAGAUAAUAAUUUUAAUUAGUUAAAUUCUAAAUACUGUACAAAUUACUAUGGAUAUCUUGUAUUCAGUAAGAAGAAAGCAUAUUGCUUCCAAUAGGUCUAUGAAUGAUUUUGAUAGUCUACAUGAAGGGGUAUCACUUUGUUGCAUAUCAGUUAAAAAUAUUGUUGCAUUUUCUAUGCGAACUGAAUUGGAUGACACUUCUGGUAAAACUUAUGGAUCUCAUGUAUAUGUUGCUGAUUUGAAUACUCCUUGGCAUAGUUACAAGGUAACUUCUACAAAUGGCGCCGUUACAUCUCUUGAAUGGGAUUCCUGUGGUGAAAAACUACUUAUUGCCACUGAUGGAGGUUCUGUUACAAUAUGGUCCUCCAGAGACCAUGUUUUGAACUCAUGGAAUUACCUUGGUGGAACCACAUUUAACGGAGAAGCCAUUAUAUCGGCUGCUUUUUUUCAUCCUGGAAGAAAGAUAAGUAUAGUUGCUGAGAAAAAGGAUUCGCCAAUAUAUUCUGAAAAAAUGAACCAUAUUAAAUUCUCGCCUUCUGUUAGAUGUUUUGGUGGUUCAGGAGCUGAAGGAUGUCUGUUGAUAACAGGAACUGGAAUCGCUGGAGCCGUUGCACUUGAUCGUGAAGGAAGAAUUUUCACAAAAACUGAAAGUCUAGCUCUUACUCGGGCUGCCCUUUCUGUUGCUGAUAUUGCUCAUGGAAAGAAUGGUGAAUUUGUUGUUGCUGUUAGCAACAGUGAUGUAUGCCGAGUUCAGUGCUACAGGGUCUCUGUAAUUUUCCUCGAUGAGAGACUACAUAUCACAUCACAAGCUCUUCCAAGUUUCUUUCUUCACAGUUUUAAUUCUAAUAAGCAUCAUCCAUUUGGAAAAGUUAGCGGCUUAAAAUUCGUAACCCGGGAAGAUGCAGAUUCUCUUGUAGUAUCAGCUAAUACACAAAGUGGCGGGCUUGUUGAAGUAUGGCAGCUCACUGAAAGAGCUGUACCAAUUCAUAGGGUGUUCCAACCUGUUCAACCCCCAGCAGAAACAUUCAAGACUGUUGCAUGGCAAUAUGAAUGUAGUUACACAACUAGUCAUUCAGUAACUUGUGUGACGACAAAUAAAAUAGCAUUAACCACUGCUGCCCCACCACCAUCCUACGUUUUAGUAGCUACAUCAGACUCUAAUGUUCAUUGUCUUUACCGGGACAACCUUAAAUCAGUUGGAACCAGAUCUUUGGCAUGUGCCUGGUUUGAAGACACUGCUAAACAUCAGCGUCUUUGUACACAGAUAACACAUAUGGAUCUUACCUGGCUCGGAUGUGCGUUGGUUGUUGUUGAUUCGCAUGGUCAACUCUAUCUUUUCAAAGUUCCUCCAAUCUUAGAACCUGGUGUCAGUAUGACUGUGAAUGUGGCAAGUGCUCUUUUGGACUACUGUUUGGUAUCAGGCACUGACAGCUGGGAUGUUCUCGUUUCUCUACAGUCUUCUAUAGUUGAUGCGAUUGCAGACAGAAUAUCUGAUAAUUUCAAUAAGCAACCACAAGCUGUACAACAGUAUUAUUACACUGCACAUCUACAGAUGAGAAUGGCUUUAGCUCGAUUAACUGCUAAUGGCCAAGCCAAAGGUGCAGAAUUAAACUCACUACUAAUGCUCCAUGCUGUCUCAACUGCUUUCACUUCACUUCUUAGACCCUCUGACCUGUCGAGUCAUGAGAAGGGACCUGCAGAUAGUGUCGCAAGUCUGUUGAAUGAGAACCAGAAUUCUGAUAUUGAUAAAGUACUUAUUCAUUUGGAAUGCAAAGAGUUCACAAUGGAACCAAGCAACCUACAAUCGUUGCAACAAUUAAUACAGUGGACUGCCGAUUUAGCAUUAAACAUCCUUGCGAGAUUGCCAGAACAAUAUAAAUCUCCUGCUGGUGACUGCCUCAAGGAUGUGAAGGCAAUAAACACACUCCGAAGUUUAUUAGUCAUUAUUAGAGUGUGGGGUCUUCUACGACCAACUUGUCUUCCUAUGUUUGUGAAAUCAGCUGAGAAUCUCGAUGUUUUGUUGCUUCUCUUCAAAUUACUUUCGAAAUUAGCUCAAGGGCAUGAACCUGACGAAAAUCUUCUAGAUGAAUGUUGCCUACUUCCAAGCCAGGUUAUGAUCCCACAAGUUAAUCCUACAACAGCAAUAGUUUGCAUAGCGUCUCCUCUUCUUCCUUAUCAAACGUUUCCUAUACAGCUCGAGUAUGGAGUAGAACCAGACAGUUUAAUGUUUGAACCUGAGAACACACAGUUGGAAGGAUGCCUUGCUAAUGAUCAAAGUUUAGACACUAUAAGGCAUUUGUAUCUCGGAAAACAACCAUUUGUGGUGAAACAAUGUUGUCGUUGUGGUGGUAAAACUCAAGUGCAGCUAUCUACCCCAAGAACUGCCGCAAUUCGUGCUUGGGAUCAAAGGUGGUUACGGUCUUGUCGCUGUGGUGGUUCAUGGAGAAUUCAUAAAUAUGCUUAAAUAUGUAAAGUUAUUGAACUUGUUAUUUAUAUUUGUUGACAGAGUAUAUUGUUUUUAUUUUAAUAUACACUUUUGUAUGUAA
This is a messenger RNA of Nezara viridula (southern green stink bug), 2755 nucleotides long. The record is from the annotation of a GenBank genome assembly. Lineage: Eukaryota; Metazoa; Arthropoda; Insecta; Hemiptera; Pentatomidae.